AUGGGUUCUCUCAAGACGUUGUUUCUGGCAGUGCAUGCCUCCAACGGCAUAAUAAGAGCAUUGUUUCUGCCAGCAUGCUAUAUCACGCUCUUCAGUCCGAUCGCACUGGCUAUUGCAUGGUACUUUGGCUUGCUACAAACACUCGAGAAUCUCAUACCUGAAGACUUUUCCUGGUUCGAUCUUCUACCUCAGUUCGCUAUUUCGGCAGUCCUUUUCCUUUUGCCUACCAGAUUCUUUUCGGCCACAGGUAACGAAGUCAAGACCAAAGAUGGGAAGAGACGGAUACAAUCGCUGCCAUACUGGAUCCCAGGGUUCAGAAACCUCUGGAGUAUCGCGCUUAGUGGCGAGGAGUGGUUAAAGAGCGUGAGAGAAUCAUCUACCGUCAAUGUGAUUGCGUACAAGGCCGCAGGAACCCAACAUAACGUCCUUCUUUCAGAAACUUUACUCGCUCAAAUCUACAAGAAUUGGCAGAACCUGGAAACCCCGGACAACAACCUAACCGCCAUUCUUCGCAACGCAUUCAAGCUACCUUCAGUAAUGGAAAGCCACUAUCUUGAGAUAUUACCGGAAAUCAAUCAAAUUGUCGAAACCGAACUGUACGGAGGACCGAGUAAGGAAAAUCUUAUCAAAACGUCACUGAGUCUCAUAUCCGAAUCCCUUCCGGAUCUCGCCACUUUCAAUUCAAGUAUUGUCGACCAGAUGCAAUGGGAACGCGUCUCGAACAUGGAACUCACGGAUGGUACAUCAGAGGUCGAGUGCAAUCUGUUCGCGCUUGUCAAUGAGUUUUGUUGCAACGCCAUUCUGCCGCCGAUUGUUGGAACUCGUUUCACUGAAUCCUAUCAACUACUUCCUACGGACUUGGCUGCUCUCAAUGAACGCUUUUGGGCACUCGCUCUCGGUUUACCACGACUUUCGCCUAUUCAAGGCCUACCAGGAUCAGCUUUGGCCCAAAAGAGGUUGAUACAAAAUUUUGCAAGUUACUUUGAGGACCUAACCAACCCACCAGUAAAGCGGGUGCCGGCUGAUGAUGAGAGUGUGAGCGGCGAGGAAGAUACAGAUGCUGAUACAGUAACACCUCUAAUGAAACUCAAUCAAGUAUUCUCCAAGCAUGACCUUCCAAUGGAACUUCGAGCCUCGAUCGCUCUCCACAUUGUACAUGAUAUAGUCUCAGAAGUCGUACCGCUUGUUUUCUGGACGCUACUCCAUGUUUACUCGUCGUCGAAAGUGCAAGAGCCGAAGAAUUUGGAAAGCCUGCCACUCGAGAGGAUCAAGAAAGAGACUAGAACUUGGGCCCAGGCUUUCCAACCGCCAUCAAUUCAUCCCGCAUUCCCGGCACCGCCAGAGAUACGCUUUGGAUCAGCCACUCAGGUCCUCACUACAGCCUUUUCACCUUAUCUUCGCUCGUGUAUCAACGAGGCUCGCCGUCUGUACAGCUGCUCUGUCAGUGCGUACAAGAUCAAACAGACCAUUACGCUGAAAGAAGAGGAUUCUGUACGGACAGGCAUAGAAGAGGAAUGGGAGUUAGAAGCGGGGGCGUUUGUUGACAUCGGCCUUUCUCAAUCUAUGAUCAAUUCAUCGUCGGCAUCACACCCCGAUCCACAAAACUAUAAGUCGGACCGCUUCCUCAAUGCCCUGGUUUCAUGUUCUAUUGUUGCUCCGAAUAACCUGUCGGAAUCGUACAAGACUGCACUUCUCAUCCCGUUGGUCGCUGGUAUCAUGCAGCUAUGGAAGAUUGCUCCGGCGCCAAAGAAGAGCUUCUUUGACCAAAUCCAAGAAGCAGGGAAUGAAGCAUCAAUUGGCGCAGCCGCGCUUUCCGGAGAGGAAAAGGCGGCAAGAGAUGAAGCCAACAAAGCGAGGGAAAAUGCAAAGAGAAAGGACGCAAAAUGGGCGCUUCCGACGGCCGUUGAUGGAGCAAGCAUCAAGGUUCCGAAGGCUGAUGUCAGGGUAAGGAUCCGUAGGAGGGAAGGUUUACCUACAAGUAAGAUUGUUGGGCGCAUUGGCUAG
Messenger RNA from Bipolaris oryzae ATCC 44560, 2004 nucleotides. RefSeq lists its product as uncharacterized. The transcript has 2 exons. Bases 1 to 2004 code for a protein of 667 amino acids. Gene Ontology annotation, molecular function: oxidoreductase activity, acting on paired donors, with incorporation or reduction of molecular oxygen; monooxygenase activity; iron ion binding. Lineage: Eukaryota; Fungi; Ascomycota; Dothideomycetes; Pleosporales; Pleosporaceae. The record is from RefSeq and is a predicted model, not a curated record.